UGAAACGGAGGUCAGUUGACUCUAAGACAUUUGUGCGUGAACGUGUGCGUCAGGAACGGCUACCAAAGACGCGAAAAGAAACCAGUCACCGACUCGACAAAGUUAAAAAAAAAAGGGGGGAAAAAAAUUAGAAAAUCGGACGGUGUUAUAUUGAUUCCGAUUCCGCGUCCUAAGAGUUUUCUUUCGUCUGAUCGACAGGACGUUGUUUAUAGUAUAGUUAGGAAAUUGCUUGAAGUUGCAUUCAACUGCACGGGACAAUAAACGCCCAAUUCGGUUCUACGUAGACUGACCAGCUGAUUGCUAUACAGAAUGAGCUGUCCGUUCGCCAGGGAAAAUGGACUGGAUCCAGCACAACAGGGGAAGAACAUGGUGGAAUUUGGUGGCAUUACUUAUAACUCCUACCUGCAGUUGCAUAAAGUCUUGACAGCGCAGACGCUGAUGUCUGAACAAGAUGGGAAACCUGUGCAUGAUGAACAUCUGUUCAUUGUCAUACAUCAAGCCUACGAGCUGUGGUUCAAGCAAAUUAUCUACGAGAUCGACUCGGUGCGGGAAAUCUUCAGCAAGGAAGAGGUCGACGAGCACAAGAUGUUGGAGAUCGUCAAGAGAAUGCAGAGAGUGACCCUCAUUCUCAAGCUCUGUGUCGACCAAUUCCUGAUUCUAGAAACGAUGACGCCACUGGAUUUCAUGGAAUUCAGGGACUACCUAUCUCCGGCUUCGGGAUUUCAGAGUUACCAGUUCCGACUUCUGGAGAACAAACUCGGUUUGAAAGCGGAACUGCGUGUCCGAUACAACCAAGAAAACUACAUGAAAGUCUUCGGCAAUGAGCCAGACAUCUACAAGAGGAUCAUGGCUUCGGAAGAGGAGCCAUCUCUGCAGAGCUUGUUGUGCCGAUGGCUCGAGAGAACGCCUGGCCUGGAAGAGCGAGGUUUCAAUUUCUGGAAAAAGUACAAAAUGGCCGUCGAUACCAUUCUGGAUGACCAGCUCAGAGAGGCAGAGGCCGAGGACGUCGAAGAGCUGCGGGCGCAUCUACAAACGCAACAGAAGAGAAGAAAAGAACUCUUCGACAGUAUCUUCGACGUCAGAAUCCACAACGGCUUGAUGGCCAGAGGAGAGCGGCGCCUCACACACAAAGCCCUCCAGGGAGCCCUGAUGAUCUCCUUCUACAGAGAGGAGCCUCGCUUCAAUCAGCCCCACCAGUUGCUGCAGCUCCUGAUGGACGUCGAUUCCCUGAUGACGAAGUGGCGGUACAACCACGUCAUGCUGGUACAGCGAAUGAUCGGAUCGCAGCUGAUUGGUACCGGAGGAUCGUCUGGAUAUCAGUAUUUGCGAUCUACUCUCAGUGAUCGCUACAAAGUCUUCCUAGAUUUGUUCAACCUGAGCACUUUCCUGUUGCCGAGAAACUGCAUUCCGCCCCUCACACGCCAGAUGAAGAGCCGACUGAGCACCAUGGAAGAGACCAGCUCCCUGGUGGUCACCACCACCAAACCCAAAGAGGGUCAGCAGCGGCCUGACGAAGGGGUAUCUCCGUCGCCAACGAACUUUGUCUCGGCGGAUUCGCCUUGCUCCAUGGAGAACGGCGAGGAGAAGCACACCACCUCUGACAGCGAUUUGGAGAAGAGUCUAGAAAACAGUAUGGAGAGAUCCUGCGAAGCAUCGAUGUAAAUUGGGCGCAUCGAAGAGGAAAGAAGUAAAUGUUCUAAGAGGCUCACAAUAAUAAAAAAUAAUGCUGCGAGUUCGUGUAUCAUUUAAAAACCCUUUACAAAGCUUUCGAACCCUUCCCUGGGUUCAUCUUUAGUCCAAGAUGAACCCAGGGAAGAGUUCGAAAGCUUUGUAAAAGAGUUUUUAAGUGAUACACGAACUCGCAACAUCUCUUAUUAUUGUGGGACUCUUAGAACAUUAUAUAUACUCUCGCGAUAGAGAGUUUUUCCCAACUAGAAAAGAAGUAAAUAUGGACAAUUUUACUCACUAGCUCUGCAUCUUAGUACUAAUUACCCAUGCAUUUUGUCGACGUGCGCUCACUUUGAGGGCGCAGAUACCCUGAAGAUCAUCAUCUUUUGUAUUUCAUUAGCACAGUAAUAGCUUUUAUACGACGAUGAAUGUAUUUUGUUUGGAGAGAGUAUGAUCAUAUGAUCCAAGUACAACUACAAUUUUGUAUACAAGGUUAGCAUAAAACUUUUUUACGAAAUGUAGAAUAACUUGACUUGUAACUAGAACAAGUUCAGUGUGUAACUCAAGUACAAAUUUACUCUUGCCUCACUAAAGUCAAAUUCAGGGAAACGCCCGAGGUCAGAAUAUGUACAAGUUGUUCUUUCCUUCUUAGCUCCAAACAUGCUAGCAGUUUGCCUGCAACGAUACAGUAGUCAGUGAACAUUCUCUUCUCGUGUGCCUCUUAACACUUCCGUAAGCAAUUCUGCAGGUGUUAUAUGCUAUUCGCUGAAGUUGUAAACCCGAGUCAUAAGAAAGAGCGAUAUUACAAUAGCGAAUUCAUAAGAACAAAUCUUCAAUUGAUAUUGACAGUGGAUAUUGACAGAGAUGAAUCCCCCCCACCCCACCCCCCAAAAAAAGUAUCUUUUUUUAUUUUUAGAGCUUCGUAUAUCAACGUCCUCACUUGAUAAGGUGCUACAGACCCAUGCUUUCCCAAGCUAAUAAUAUCACUACUGAAGAUAGUUCUCGAAUUCUAUGACCCCCUUCGCCAAAUAUAUACUUACACACAUCAAACACAUACUUUUAUACACAGGCGUUUUAUCUCAAAUCUUACAGUCAUCACUGACCGAUGGUGUAAACAUUACAAUUUAUUCAAUUUCCUAGCUAUAGUAUAGUAGUCCAUGGGAAAGAUCAUGGAUUUUAUGCCCUGAGGAUACUGAAAUACAUUGAUACCACAGGCUACUUAAUUUUCUCAUAGUUUAGUCUGUUGCCUACCGCAGAGUAUUUCAUAAAACUUUCUGUGACGUAAGGACUUCACCUCUUAUGUAAAAUCAGCUUAGGACAAGUGCUCAGUUCUUCACCUUUUCUCUAAUUUUCAUUCAUUUUGGAAAAUAUCUUAGGUUUAAAAAAAGAACUUGUUGUUCCCGCAUUAACUUUAGGGUAUUCUUCCAACUUGGGCUACUUUCUUUUAUAACUUUUAAAAUUUACUUUUUUGCCGUCGUGUCUUCAAGUCAUGAUGAGAACGGAGGUGUUUCAAAAGGUCAGCAUGAUGCAAAUUUCUUAUCCUCUCAUCAAAAAUGUACACACACACACACACACACACACACACACACACACAUAUAUAUAUAUAUAUAUAUAUAUAUAUAUAUAUAUAUAUAUAUAUACAUACACCUUCUAGUGGUAGAAGUUCACUCUCGACGUGGUUCGGAAGUUAAGUAAAGCCGUUGGUCCUGUUGCUGAUUAACUACUGGUUCCAUGCAACGUCAAAACACCAUGCAAUCAAACAAACAAACAAAUAAGAGAUACCAUUUCAGAAUACAAAAUAAAUUUAUUUAAAAGUGUUUGAAACUCUCCACAGUAUGACUUUAUACGUGCAAAGAUUCAUACAUAUGUAUGUACACACUCUUCAAACAUACAUGCGUGCAUUCUUCAGGCAACAGAAGCUUUACUACUAUUAAAAAGAGUUACUGUAAGAAUAAUAUUACUGGUUUUCAUUUGGACGUAGUGCUCUUACUGUUUAAGUCUAAUUCAUAAUACUCUAUUAUCAAAACGUUGUUUUAAAUCGCUCUAAUAUCGCCGGUUUUUGGUAAUUUUGAAAUUGUUAGGUUUUAUGGGAGUUUUUUUUUUUUAACGUCACUUGGGUGUCUCAGUGCUCAAUAUCACCACUACCAACCACGAAACUCUGAAACCCUGUUGUAAGUUUCCAGAAUGUUUUAUUUUUUUUUAUGAGAUUGCCAGCUCCACGCCCAACGAAUCAUCUAGAGGUAAUCAUUUUCGGGGGUCUGGAAAAGUCUUGCAUUCAACCCACAGCCGUAAUAAGGUUUACAUCUUUCAUCACAUUAGUGAACGAUUCUUCUGGUGUACUACCCUUCACAGUUAAGCUUGCCGACUUGCACCAACAAAGGAAAACCCUGGGAAAUAUUCAGAAUGUGAAAAAGAUCUGAUAUCGUCUGCUCGAUUCCACCUUUUCAGAAUAUCCGUAGAGCCAGUUUAUUUCUAGAUAAACAGUUACUGUUCAAGUAAAACUGACACAAUUGUUGCCAAGAUCUUGCUAUAGAGUAAUUGCAAAGUGCUUCAUUUUCACAACCACCCCCC
This is a messenger RNA of Macrobrachium nipponense, 4239 nucleotides long. It is a transcript of the gene vermilion, whose product is annotated as tryptophan 2,3-dioxygenase-like. Gene Ontology annotation, molecular function: metal ion binding; heme binding; L-tryptophan 2,3-dioxygenase activity. The transcript has 8 exons. The record is from RefSeq and is a predicted model, not a curated record. NCBI's taxonomy places the organism in Eukaryota, Metazoa, Arthropoda, Malacostraca, Decapoda, Palaemonidae. The coding region runs from base 310 to 1662 and encodes 450 amino acids.